Messenger RNA from Entelurus aequoreus (snake pipefish), 1488 nucleotides. It is a transcript of the gene cldn23.1, whose product is annotated as claudin 23.1. The transcript has a single exon. Gene Ontology annotation, molecular function: structural molecule activity. Gene Ontology annotation, biological process: cell adhesion; bicellular tight junction assembly. Gene Ontology annotation, cellular component: bicellular tight junction; plasma membrane. The coding region runs from base 59 to 895 and encodes 278 amino acids. Lineage: Eukaryota; Metazoa; Chordata; Actinopteri; Syngnathiformes; Syngnathidae. The record is from RefSeq and is a predicted model, not a curated record.
UACUCAUACACACACACUCACAUACACACACACACACACACACGUCUCUAAAGUAAACAUGCCGAGGCGAUCAGCACAGGAAUGGAUGCGCCGGUCUUUGCGCACGCCCGGCAUUUUCAUCUUUGGUCUGGUUCUGGCCCCGUGCGGCUGGGUGCUCAACCUCACUGCCACCGUCGCCCCAAACUGGAGGACCCUGGACGAAAUCCCAGACACACCGAGCAACGAGUUCAUCGAGCAAGGCAUCUGGGACAUCUGCCGGUCCGUCACCACCUCCACGUCGUCCACGUGCAACCUGGAUGACAGCACGUACUUCAAUAACCAGAUCAUCGAAGUGGCUCGAGGUCUCAUGGUGGCCGGUUUGGUCCUCACCCUGGUGGGACUGGCCGUGGCGAUCCCAGGGGUCCGCUGUUGGAAAGACCGACCCAAUUGGGUGGUGGCCGGCCUGGGCGGCCUGCUGAUCUUCAUCUCCGGGGUUCUAACCAUCAUCCCCAUUGCCUGGUACACGCACAUCCUGCCUGACAUCACCACGGUGACGCCGAGAGUCAACGUGCAGGUGGGUUACUGUAUCGUGCUGGGCUACAUCGGCGGCAUCUUUGAGGUGCUGGGCGGCUUUGUCAUGUUCAUUGGGAUCUGUCGCUGUUGUGGCGGGAAGAACCGCGGCGAGGUGCAGGUGACCGAGAACUUGCGCAGCCGCUUCAGCACACGCCAACCGACGCCACAGCCGAGACGCGUGGAUGUGCCCACCCUGAGCCGGGACCGCAGCCCCGCCCCGAGCAGCGUCCCUUACAUCCGCGACACCCUGGACGACGACAUCUCCUUCCCCCGUGCCAAGAGCCCAGCGGCGCGGUCGGCCAACACGUCCUACAGCGGGAGACCCUAUGAUGCAGACUUGUAAGGGCCAGAAAAGGUUGGACAUUCUGACAACUUUGAGCGACAUUUUUUUGUGCAUUCAAAUCAAGUCUGUUGACUGUUUUAAUUUUGCAUCAAAUAUCAGGGGAAGAGAGAUCCAAAAUGAUUGCUAGAUAAGCCAAAGUUGUUUUGAGUAUUAUCAAAGUGUUGCACGUCAACACUUGAAGAAAAAACUUUUUUUUUUUCUUUGGAGUUAUUUAAAUUGCAGGGGUGUGGUGUUAUGAUAGAUCAUUAUGUGCAGUGCAAUGGUAACAAACCAGAUGAAUCAGCAUUUUUAUGUAAGGAAAAUCAAAUGAGGUUUUUGUUAAGAAAUUUCUACUAAUUUAUACAUAGUUUAGUCCUCCUUUGGGACACUUGUGUAUAUAUAUUUUUUCUGACAAACACUAACUAUAGGACAUGAACAUAUGUCUUUUUUUUUACUGUAAAUACUCUUAUGCACUUUAUAUUGAUGUGAUCAUUACUACUGCUACUGUAUGCAAGUGCUUUAUUAAAACAUACAUUGUUGCUGCAAGCAAUUGAGUAAAAGUACAAACAAAGCUUUUAUUUGUGACCUAUUUUUGGCCUGUAAAUAAACAUCAU